CCCGGAUUCCAGUUGCUGUAAACCCUAAACUCUUCAAUCUUAUGUCAAUUCCUUCUCUUCUCCUCUUGUUGAACAUAUGCCUCUGACCUGACAGUAUUACUCUAGAGUAAAAAUCCAUAGCCCAUUAGAACUAUGCCAUUACUUUUGCAAGCCAAAGUGUUCAGCUCAGCAUAAAGGAAAAAAGCUAAGCGGAAAAAUAAAGGGAAAAGGAGCCACCAGCUGCUGAAGGAAAGCCAAAGUGUCCUGCAUUCCUUGAGAACACAGCGGCCAGCUGCAGAUUACUAGCAGUACAAAACUUAAAUAAUGGAUUCGUUGAAGGCCAAAAAGGUGACAUCUGAUUUUCGACUCAAAAAGUGCGCAAAGAAAGAGCAGCCACCUGACCGAAUAAGUCAUCUUCCAAAUGAAAUUCUUGUCCAUACCCUUUCGUUUUUGACACUUGAAGAUGCUAUCGAGACGAGUGUUUUGUCAAAACGUUGGAGAGAUCUUUGGUUGAAUGUUGCUAGACUAGAUUUUGACUCUCAAAAAUUUUGGAAAGGGAUGGCUGAUACGGUUCAGCCGAAUUCUGCAACAGUACUUGAGAGCAAUCGUCACGAGAAUGUUGAAUGGGUUAAUAAGGUGGUCCAAUCGCACAAGUCUGUUGUUUGGGAUGUAUUCAGAAUUCGCUUUUUUUUUUCCUGAACGAAACUUCCAGAAACCAUAUCUAUAAAUGGCUUCUGUUAUGCCUUUGCUAGAAGAGUUUGCAUGCUAGUUUUGGAUUUGUGUCAAUAUACAUUUAAAGGAAUGGAUAUCAGAAAUUAUGCUUUUCCGCAGGACCUGCUUGGGCUCAGUGAUACGAAUUCUUCUGCAUCAUCCCUUUCUAAUACCUAUGGCUUCAUUUCUGAUGCAAUAUCUUUUGGCUUUUAAGUCCCUUAGGACCUUGGCAUUUACUUGUGUAAAUGUGUCCCGGGA
Oldenlandia corymbosa var. corymbosa is the source of this 948-nucleotide messenger RNA. NCBI's taxonomy places the organism in Eukaryota, Viridiplantae, Streptophyta, Magnoliopsida, Gentianales, Rubiaceae. The record is from the annotation of a GenBank genome assembly.